This is a messenger RNA of Ceraceosorus bombacis, 781 nucleotides long. Lineage: Eukaryota; Fungi; Basidiomycota; Exobasidiomycetes; Ceraceosorales; Ceraceosoraceae. The record is from the annotation of a GenBank genome assembly.
AUGCGCGUCACUUUGCUUGCCCUCCUGCCUAUUGCGAUGGUCAUCGCUUCGUCUUCCAAAGUGAAGGCUCUCAACAUGGGCGAUCUCACUCAGGAAGACAUGGAGAUCUUGGACGCUCGCAAUCACUGGUUCGAGCGUGACCUCUACGCCGAGAGAAGAUCCGUCCCAUCCGGCCCCACCUCAACUUCCGUCUCCGUCGUCCCACGUCCCACGGGAACUUCCGCACCCGGCACUGGCUGCACCAAGUCUGCCGACUGUGGCACAGGCAACUGUGAAAGAGGUGUCUGUAAACCCGUCGUUUCAACGGGCGCUCAAUGCUACAAGAAUGCCAAUUGUGCCAGGUGAGUGUUGUCAUGUCGUGACUUGCCUUUUUGAUCGAUGCUGAGACCGACAGUAUCCUUUUCACAGCUUCAACUGCAACAACGGCAAGUGCGUUCCCGUCAAAGGUCAAGGUGUCAAGGGUGAGACGUGCAACGCCUCGGAUCAAUGCACCGCAGGAUCUUUCUGCGAGUACUCCAAGUGCAAUGCCAAGGUCGCGUCCGGUGGAGUCUGCUACAAAGACGCCGGCUGCACCUCUGGAAACUGCGUCAACAAGACCUGUAUUGAACCUGCUUCCGUCAGCCGUGGUGGCCGUUGCACCAAGACACUUCAGUGCAAGUCCAACUCUUACUGCGGCACCAACAACCGCUGUGCGGCUAAGGCCAACAAGGGUGGUGCUUGCUACAAGACCGAAGGCUGCGCGGCUGGCCUCACUUGCCGAAAGAAGAAGUGCCGCGCUUGA